AUGGAUUGCAAUAAAGAAGAGGCCAUUAGGGCCAAGGGAAUUGCAGAGAAGAAGAUGCAGAGCAAGGAUUUUGUGGCGGCUCGUAAAAUUGCUAUAAAGGCACAACAACUCUAUCCUGAUCUGGAGAAUAUAUCUCAGAUGCUUAUGGUUUGUGAAGUGCAUUGCUCUGCUGAGCAGAAAUUGUUUGGGAAUGAGAUGGACUGGUAUGGUAUUCUUCAGAUUGAUCAAACAGCGAAUGAGCUAACAAUUAAGAAGCAGUACAGGAAGUUUGCUCUCCAACUUCAUCCUGAUAAAAACAAGUUUGCUGGUGCAGAAGCUGCUUUUAAGCUGAUUGGAGAAGCUCAAAGAGUGCUUCUCGACCGUGACAAACGAAGCAUGCAUGACCUGAAACGCAAGGCUUCUGUGAGAAAAACGACUGUGCCAUAUCGACCCCCACAGAAGGCGAGUUGGAAUUCAAAUGUUGGAGUUCAGAACAACUUCAGAGGCAACUUUUCAAACAUUAAUCCCCAGAACCAGCAGCAACAGCAGCCCUUUCCACCAGGGUAUUCAGAUUCCCGCUCAACUUUUUGGACUGUUUGCCCAUUUUGUUCAGUUAAGUAUCAGUAUUAUAGAGAAGUUCUUAAUAGAUCUCUUCGUUGUCAAAGCUGCAAUAAGCCCUUCGUUGCAUAUGACACAAAUGUGCCAGGUGCACCACCACCAACUAACUUAAGUCAGCAGGCAUUCCCCCAGCAAAAAGAUGGUACUAACAAAUCUGAAGUGAGAUUUCCAGGGAAUGCUGGAGCUGAUAAUUCCAAAGCUGAAUCUUUCCGAAAGACAGGUCAAAAGGCAGGUAGCUCUUCUGGUGUUCACUUAGUUAGGGUGACACGUAAAAGAAGGGGAGUAAUAGAAUCCAGUGAAAGCUCUGACUCUGAAAGCAGCAGUGAUUCUGAAGAGGAUAUGGUCAUUGAUGAUGCUGUUCUUCAGGCUGGACUGAAAUCAGGAAUUUAUGGAGAACAGCAACCACGGAGAUCUUCACGCCAUAAGCAGCAGGUUUCUUAUAAGGAAAAUCUAAGCGAUGAUGACGGCAUUCCUCCAUCAAAAAGGGAGAAGAGGAGUGGCUCGUCGUGUGCCACUGAAGAGGAGAAUGAAGACGCAUCUAAAGAGGAGGCCUCUAAAAUGAGUAAUCAAUCUGAUUGUGCUACUGGCACUAAAGGAGAUGAGGAAAGGGUGAAACAGAAAGAAAGUGCUUGUUUUGAAGAGUGCUUAACAAAAAAUGUCGGGGAAACCAAGAAGUUUGAGGCUAAAGAAAGGGUGAAGGUAUUUGAUUGUGAGAAAAAUUCUGAGGCUCAUGAGAAUUCUCCAUUAGAUAAAAGCUCCCAGGAGGAACAAGAAGCAGACCCCUUUUUCUCAUUUCCUGAUAGUGAGUUCAACGACUUUGAGAAGAUCCGGAAAGAAGAAUGCUUUGAAGUGGGGCAGGUGUGGGCUAUUUAUGAUACUCGAAAUGGGAUGCCAAGAUACUAUGCUAGAAUCAAGAAAGUUCACCUUCCUGGAUUCAAGGUGCAGAUAACGUGGCUAGAGCCAGACCCUGAAGAUGAUAAUGAAAUGAAAUGGGCUGAAGCAGGCUUGCCAUUUUCUUGUGGGAAAUUCAGACAAGGUCACUCUGAAACCAGGAAAGAUCAUCUCAUGUUCUCUCAUACGAUGUCUUGGGAGAAGAUUAAAAGUUAUUACCAGAUAUAUCCAAGAAAGGGGGAGACUUGGGCUAUUUUCAAGAACUGGAGUAUAAACUGGUACUCUGAUCUGGACUCUAAUCCUAAGCCUAAGUUUGAAUAUGAAUUUGUUAAAAUUUUGUCAGACUAUGCUGAGGGUGUUGGAAUAUGGGUUGCACUCUUGGAGAAGGUGAAAGACACUGUGAGUGUUUUCUGUCAAAGACUAAAUGAUGGGAAAUGUAUUUUAAAAGUUCUACCAGGUGAGUUAUUGAGGUUCUCCCACAGAGUUCCGUCCUUUAUGUUGACCGGUGAUGAAGGAGUAGGAGUGCCACAAGGAUCGUUUGAGCUUGAUCCCGCCUCUUUGCCUUUUGAUGAAGAAGUUCCUGUUUCUAAAGAUCUUAAAACAGAGGCUAGUACUCAUCCUAAUGGUUUUUCUAUAUCUCCAGAUACAGUCAAUGAAGAUAGUAAUGCUCCCAAAGUAUCAUCCUCAGAAGGUAUUGAAAUUCCAGAAGCUGAAUUCUACAACUUUGAUGCUGAUAAAUCCCUGGCCACGUUUCAGAUUGGUGAGGUCUGGGCAUUAUAUAGUGAUGAGGAUGGUUUGCCAAAAUACUAUGGUCUGGUCAAGAACAUUGAUUCUCGCCGAUUAAAAUUGCAUAUUGCAUGGCUUGAUUCCAACUCACUGCCAGAUAAUGUGAUUCGGUGGCAUGACGAAGAGAUGCCCAUUUGUUGCGGGAGAUUUAGGGUUAAAAGAAGUCCACUCCAGGACUACGAUUCUUUCAUGUCCUUUUCACAUCGGGUAAAAGCACUUCCUGUUAGUAAGAAUGAAUUUGAAAUAUUUCCUAGGAGAGGUGAGGUUUGGGCAUUGUAUAAGAACUGGGCUGCUGAUAUCUCAUGUUCUGACUUGGAAACCUGUGAGUAUGACAUAGUGGUAGUACAUGCGGAAAAUGAUUUGCAGAGAGAGGUCUUGGUUUUAGAGCGUGUGGAUGGUUACAAUUCAGUUUUCAAGACUCGAGUGAAAGGAAGAUCAGCUGAAAUGAUGACUAUCCCGGAGGUUGAGCUGCUGAGGUUUUCUCACAGCAUUCCUUCAUUCCAGCUAACAGAAGAGAAAGGUGGCAGCCUGAGAGGCUGCUGGGAACUUGAUCCUGCCGCAUUGCCCGCUCGUUUCUUCAGUUAG
Messenger RNA from Prunus armeniaca (apricot), 2859 nucleotides. Lineage: Eukaryota; Viridiplantae; Streptophyta; Magnoliopsida; Rosales; Rosaceae. The record is from the annotation of a GenBank genome assembly.